Molecule: messenger RNA, 3322 nt
Organism: Condylostylus longicornis
Lineage: Eukaryota; Metazoa; Arthropoda; Insecta; Diptera; Dolichopodidae
Gene: Rev1
Product: DNA repair protein Rev1
Exons: 5
Coding region: 8-3253 (1081 amino acids)
Biological process (GO): error-free translesion synthesis; error-prone translesion synthesis
Cellular component (GO): nucleus
Molecular function (GO): deoxycytidyl transferase activity; DNA-directed DNA polymerase activity; damaged DNA binding
Source: RefSeq, a predicted model, not a curated record
UAAUAAAAUGCCACAAGAGGAUCCAUUCCAGGCCUGUGGUGGCUAUAUGAAUGUAAAAAUUUCUAAGCUUGAAAAUCAAGUAGCGAAUUCCAAAAAUAUUUAUAAACAGUCUAACCUAUUUGAAGGAAUUUCAAUUUUCGUUAACGGUUGGACAAACCCUACUGCUGACGAUUUAAAACGAAUUAUGAUGACCUACGGUGGAACAUAUCAUCACUAUGAACGUAAGCACACAACUUUUAUUAUUGCUGAAAAUUUGCCAGAUGUUAAAAUCCGGAACAUGAAUACAAGCAAUGUAGUUAAACCGAAAUGGAUCGUAGAUUGUGUAAAAGCUAAUAAGAUUUUAGACUAUUCAAAAUACCUCUUAUAUACAAAUCAAAAACGUUCGCAGCCCAGUUUAUUUUUUAAAAAUUCCAGCGACGAGUCAACCUUUUUAAUCACUGAAAAACAUAAGCAAAAAAAUAAAAAAUUCAAAAGAAAUUUGUCAAUGGGUCACGAUGACGAAGAAGAUGAGGAAGAUGAUGAAUCUCUAGAAGUUAAUUCUAAUAUUAAAAUGGAUUCGGUAUUCCAUUCAAGUACCAGUUUAAAAAGGCCUUUUCAAGAAGACUAUAACAAAGUCGACAAUGGUCAAAAUGAACCAAAAAAAUUCUAUCAGGAUCCAGAUAUAGCACUUGAAAUUCUAAAUAAUCAAAUAGCAUUUAAUCCUCAAAUAAUAGCAAAGAAAAAUAAUUUGUCUGAAAAAUCACCUGUUAAGGGUGAAACUAUAUCGACAAAAACUAGAACCGCAAAUGAUCCAAAGUUUUUAUCAGAGUUUUAUAAUAACUCUCGUUUGCAUCAUAUAGCUACUUUGGGAGCAGGAUUUAAACAAUAUGUAACUGAAUUAAGAGAAAAUCAUUCUGGUGAGUUUCCACUUAGAAAAGAAUUACUCAAAACUCUUUGUAAGAAACCUGAUUUUGUAAAGAAUUCAUACGUAAUGCAUAUUGAUAUGGAUUGUUUUUUUGUUUCUGUUGGGUUAAGAACUCAUCCUCAUUUAAAAGGGCAUCCUGUCGCAGUAACACAUUCAAAAGGAGGGACUGAAGUUGUUGAUCGUCCUGGUGUUGAUCGAGAAAAAGAGCUGAACCUUUAUAUGAAUCGUUUGCAGAAUCGUUUACUUGAAAAUGUUAUGGACGACAAGAAAGAAAAAAUUAAAACUGGUUUUGAAGGUAAAGAAUCUUUAUCAGAAAUAGCGUCAUGCAGUUAUGAAGCAAGACAAAAGGGUGUUAAAAACGGAAUGUUCGUUGGCCAAGCUUUAAAACUAUGCCCGGGACUAAAAACAAUCCCAUACGAUUUUGAGGGUUACAAAGAAGUUGCAUUUAAACUUUAUGACACUAUAGCUCAGUACACUUUGGAUAUUGAAGCUGUAAGUUGCGAUGAGAUGUUUGUUGAUCUUACCAAUUUAUUAAACGAUAUUCAAGUCGACGUUAUGGAUUUUGUAACAUAUGUUAGAGAGGAAGUCAAAUCAAAAACGCAGUGCCCGUGUUCCGCUGGUGUUGGAGGAAAUAGAUUGCAAGCUCGGAUGGCAACAAAGAAGGCUAAACCUGAUGGUCAAUUUUAUUUAGACCCAAAUACCGUAUUGGAAUAUAUGACAGACAUCCCUAUCAAAAGCUUGCCUGGAGUUGGUUACAGCACGGAAUUAGCCUUAAAACAGUUAAACUGGACAACAUGUGGAGAUCUGCAAAGUGUACCUUUAUCAAAAUUACAAAUGGAGUUUGGGAAAAAAUUUGGUGAAACAUUAUAUCAAUCAUGUCGUGGUAUGGAUAGUAGACCAUUAGUCUUUGGUCAAAUAAGAAAAUCUGUUUCCGCUGAGGUUAAUUAUGGAAUUAGAUUUACAGAAAACUUGGAGUUGGAAAAAUUUUUGAGACAGUUGUGUGAAGAAGUCCAUUCUCGUUUAACGAAAAUUAACAGAAAAGGUAAAUGUAUUACUUUAAAGGUAAUGGUAAGAGCAAAAGAGGCACCAACUGAAACUGCUAAAUUUAUGGGCCAUGGAUUUUGUGAUUCGAUGAAUAAAUCAGUAUCAUUAUCAGAUUAUACAUCAGAUCUAGAGACUAUUACAAGAACAGUACUAACCACAAUGAAGGCUUUAAAUUUACCUCCAAAAGAACUGAGAGGAUUAGGUAUUCAAAUUUCAAAGCUUGAUGAUCCGAACGAGGCAAAAAAAGCUAAUAUAAUUAAGAAUAUGUUUAACAAAGUGUUAGAAAAGCAAAAGGUGUCGUAUAAUGAAUCAUUGCAAAAGACACCCGAAAAACAAAAGAUAAUUCACAAUGAAAUUAAGGAUACUAAUAUAAGAAAUCAAAGUCCACACAAAAAUUUACAUAAUGUAGCAACAAAACUCAAUAUCACCCCAGAAAAAGCUUUCGCUGGUCGGGGCAAAUUACUCAAAAGUAAAACAAAUCCGAAUGCCAAACCGAAUACUACAAUACUUAGCAUGUUCCAAAAUGCUGCAAAAAAUCCUAAACCUCCAAAAAUUGCUCAAAAACUCUAUUCAGCAACUGAAAUUGAUCGAAGUGUUUUAGCAGAGUUACCUGAAGAUAUCCAAAGAGAAAUUUUAAGGGAAAAUCGAAUAACAAUUGAAAAUUUCCCUUCACCUUCAAAAAAUUAUGAACACUCAAUUUCUUCAAAUCAAAAUGUGCAAAAUAAAAAUGAAGUAGCUAAUAGUGAACCGGAAAAUUUCUCGGUCGAAAACAAAACUCAAAUUGAAGUUGAUAUUGAAUUUUUAAACGCUCUUCCACAAAAUUUAAGAGAUGAACUUGAGAAGGAAAUUGCUGAAGCUAAAGAUAAAUACAUAAUUGUAAAUAAAAAAGAAUCCAAUGAAAAAAUUGCAAAAAGUUCUGAAAUGUCUUCUGGUCAUUUUAUGGAAAUUGAACCAAACCAAAAUGACUUAGACGAAGCGGGUCCAUCAAAAAAUACAUUUGAUUUAACACCUGAAACUCUUCAAGAUAAUCCAAUAAAAUAUAUAAAAAAUUGGGUAAAUAGUACAAACAAACCAAUAAAAAGUGAAAUCGAAAAUUUUUGUAAUAAUGUAAAAGCUUGCGUUAAAUUAGGCUCUAAUGCAAUCACAGCAGAAGAAAUAAUUUCUGAAUUAUAUAAAAUAAUAAACCAGUCAGACAAUUGUCAAUGGCACAUAGCAUUUGAUUUAAUUCUAAAAAAUCUACAAGAGGAAAUCUUAGCAUUUAAGUCAAAUUUAAAUUAUGAAAUAGAAUGUGAUGAUUGUAGUUAAUUCUUUUUAAACUAAAAAAAUUGUAUUUAAAUAUUUAAAUUUUAUAACUUAUUUCUUUAUUUAUUUUAC